Molecule: messenger RNA, 3370 nt
Organism: Salvelinus namaycush (lake trout)
Lineage: Eukaryota; Metazoa; Chordata; Actinopteri; Salmoniformes; Salmonidae
Product: macrophage mannose receptor 1-like
Exons: 21
Molecular function (GO): signaling receptor activity
Source: RefSeq, a predicted model, not a curated record
GCAGUAGACAGGGUUGUGUGGCCAUGACAACAGGGACUCUAGCUGGAUUAUGGGAUGUGCUGAGCUGCACCAAUCAGGAGAAGUAUAUCUGUAAACACCUGGCAGAAGGAGCGGGGCCAACACCAGAACCAAUCACACCUGUCCCUCCCAGGUGCUAUGAGGGCUGGAAUCCUCUGGGGUCUAGGAGCUACUGCUUCAAGUUCUUUACAGGGCAUCGCGCAGAUAAGAAGACCUGGUUUGAGGCUCGGGACUUCUGCAGGGUGAUUGGAGGAGACCUACUCAGCAUCCACAGUUCUACAGACCUCCAGUCUAUGCAUCAUGUCCGUGGUGGGACUUCCUGGAUCGGCCUGAGUGCUCAGGAUCCCAACGCUGGCUACGCCUGGACUGAUGGGUCGCCACUGUCCUUCCAACACUGGAUAGAGGGGGAACCCAACAACUACAACGGCGUGGAGUCCUGUGCUGAGAUUCUGAACUCUUACUGGGAUAAAAAGGGAUCCUGGAACGAUGUAAACUGUGAGGGCUACAACGACUGGCUGUGUGAGAUCCCUAAAGGAUUGACCCCACUACCUCCUCCCAACAACACCGUCCCUGAGUAUAAUGUGACAGAGGAUGGUUGGCUGGAGUAUGGAGGCUCUCAAUAUUACUUUAAUACUGAACAGCUGCCCAUGGAGAACGCCAGACACUACUGUCAGCAGAGGCAUGGGGGCCUUGUUGUUAUCAACGGACUAACAGAAAAUAUAUUUCUGUGGAAAAAGAUCAAUAAAGAGCAUUUGGGAAACCAUUACAUUGGGCUAACAGUUGAUCUUGAUCAGUCUUUCGGGUGGAUGGACGAUUCCCCAGUUGUAUUCCAGAGAUGGGACAACAACCAGCCGGACUUCAAGAACAACGAUGAGAACUGUGUUGCCAUGACCAGCUCCAUGGGUUUCUGGCAUGACUAUAACUGUGGCACUGAAAUGAGGUCCAUCUGUGAGAGGAGUGGUUCCCCCCCAGUGAACAGCACCGUGCCCCCUACUGCCCCCCCCACAGGAGGCUGCCCCCCGGAAUGGAUCCUCUACCAGUCUAAGUGCUACAAAUUGAUUGGAUACCGGGUACCUAGUACCUGGCUCGAGGCCAGAUCGUACUGCCAAUCCGUGGGAGCUAACCUAGCGUCCAUCACCAGUAGGCGUGAGCAAGUGUUUCUGACGACCCAGAUGUCUUCUGGUGCCACUGACCUGUGGAUUGGACUGAGUAACUUAAACCGGGACAGGUUUGUUUGGACCGAUGGCCAGGCAGUCAAAUACACAAACUUGGAUUUCAUGAAGAGGUUACCAUCGCGAUGGCAUCACCAUGGUCUGAUCUACAUGCGUUCCUCUCAGGCUAGUCGGUGUAUUGUGAUGGCCAGUUCCUCCUCCAUCUUGGGAAAAUGGGAAAUCAGGUCCUGCAACGACACACACGGCUUCAUCUGUCAGCGUAAAGUUGACUCAGGCAUCCCAGUCCCGGCGCCAACAGUGUUACCUAGAGGCUGGGUGAAGCUGGCCAACGACUCCUACAAGGUGCUGCCCCAGAACAGGACAUGGCACGAAGCCCGGGUGCAGUGUGAGGCUGAGGAGGGCCAGCUGGCUAGCACCCUGGAUGAACUGUCAGCAGCUUACCUGGAGCUGCAGGCUCUGAAGCUGCAGACACCACUGUGGAUUGGACUCAAUAGGAAUGAGACGCAAGGCUACUUCAGGUGGAUGGACGGCUGGCCCUUGAGCCUGUCCCGGUGGGCACAAGACGAGCCCAGCAGAGACCGGCCCUGUGUCUAUCUGGAUGUGGAAGGCACCUGGAAGACAGCCCUUUGUAACCACACCUACCCCAGUGUGUGUAAGCAAUCCCUAGCUGUCCCGCCCACGGCCCCACCCCAGUACCCCGGGGAGUGUAUCCAGAUGGAGGAGGAGGAGGAGAUCAGUGGUAUGAACAUCCCCUGGUACUGGUUGCCUUUCAGAGGGCACUGCUACAGCUUCGUCAUUGACGACAUAGAGUGGACCGACGCCUCCACCAGCUGUACAAGUAAAGGGGCGUCCCUGGUGAGCAUCGAGGAUCCUGAAGAACUCGGCUUCAUAAAGAGCAACCUGGAGUUUCUGAAAGACAGCUCCUCUUCCUUCUGGAUAGGCCUGUACAAAACACACCUAGGUCAGUGGAAGUGGCUGGACCAAACAGUGCUGGACUACAUUAACUGGGCAGAGGGACAGCCUCAGGACUCUUACAAUAUGUAUGGAUAUAUGCGAUCCUCCGAUGGGACCUGGAGCACUGCCCCCAGAUGGGCUGAUAAACCAUACAUCUGCAAGAAGCCCAAAGUUCUACCAGAAACACCACCAACAACUGUGCCUCAGAAGGCAGAUCAGAGGCGUGUGUAUUCAGGACUGGCAGUGGUGGUGGUAUUGGCUGCCAUGUGUCUGAUGGGCCUCACAGCCUUAAUGCUCUACAAGAAGACCGGCCGUCCCCUGCCCUCCUUCACCAAACCCCUGGUCUUCAGCGCAGACCAGAGUGCCUUCGACAACCCCCUCUACACGGAGCCCGUCACCGAGGUCGACCCCAGCAUGGUGGACACUAGCCAACUGGUCAACCAUAUGGAGGCUCAGCCAAUGAUCACUUUGUGAUUGGAGAGAGUCAAGGGGAGAGUCAAGGGAGGAGUCAAGGGAGGAGUCAAGGGAGGAGUCAAGGGAGGAGUCAAGGGAGGAGUCAAGGGAGGAGUCAAGGGAGGAGUCAAGGGAGGAGUAAGGUUAAAGAUCCAACUCAGGUUUGGACAAGUCAUAUUUACGUGCACAAGCUUUGGAAAAUAAUAAACAAAUUCGUUGGACCAGCACUGUUGCUAACUAGCUUCACUGAUGUUUCACAUUUUUCCCCAUUUAUGCAAAGACUUCUGGGAAAUUAGAAUCCUCUUGUCUCGACCUUCACAUUCUGGACCUAGGAAUCAGGGGAUGUGCGGUGAGAUCUGAGGCCGGUUAGGCACUUUCUAUUGGACCUGCUGCAGUAACUCUCUCGCAUUGGGGACAGUGUGUGUCAGGUCAUGCUGGAACAAGAAGCUGAGAAGCUGUCUAGGUGAUUUGUCUCCGUUUUUGUGAACUUUACAAUCCCACAAGAUUAGCCUUAAAAGGUUGAUUCAGGAUUUUGGCAAUGAUUGAUACCAUUUUUAUGUCUCUAUGUCCAGUAUGAAGGAAGUUAGAGGUAGUUUCGCGAGCCAAUGCUAACUAGAAUUAGCGCAAUGACAGUCAGUCUAUGGGUAUCUGCUAUCUAGAAGGAUUGGUCAUUGCGUUAAUGCAUGCUAGUAGAUACCUAUAGACUUCCAGUCUUUUAGUUUAGUUUAUUAAUUCGACCAUUUAAAAAAAAAACAAGCACACAUAAAACUUGU